Microdochium trichocladiopsis is the source of this 862-nucleotide messenger RNA. RefSeq lists its product as uncharacterized. The coding region runs from base 266 to 481 and encodes 71 amino acids. NCBI's taxonomy places the organism in Eukaryota, Fungi, Ascomycota, Sordariomycetes, Xylariales, Microdochiaceae. The transcript has a single exon. The record is from RefSeq and is a predicted model, not a curated record.
GUCCCGCGUAAAAUCUCCUUGACGUGGCCCGACCCAGCGCUCCGUCCGGUGGGCCUUCCACAGGGCUGAAUGUGUGCCUUGGCGUCGGCGCAAUCCGUUCCUUCCUCACGGCGCAGGCAGGCGCCAGGGGCCAUGUCAUGGUCAUGCCUUCCUUCCUUGCUACAUACCAGGGAGUGACCUGGUCAGCGUAGCGCCCUCCCAGCUGCCUCUCACGGGCAUCGUCAUCAGCGCCCUCUCUGCUGCAAGUCAACAACCACCACCAGGCAUGGCAUCCAGCGUCGCUCUCAGGUGUCCAUACCAUGGCCUCUCCACAUCAUUCCCACGAACUACGGGGCUGGCGAUUCACCGACAGUGGCAUCGUCACCAGCACAUCCCGCCACGAGGGUGCGCCUGCACAGCCACCAAUGUCCACCGAAACCACGGCGUGCUCGUCAAGGGCCACGACUUGCGUCACCGCUGUAGCCCCGAGAAGCGGAAUUGAGCCACUACGUCCUCAGUAGGACCCCACGUGCCCUGGGCCGCAGCUCGAGGCCAGUCAGUCCAAGCAUCUCCUCAAUUCCUACAACGAGCCCUACCGAGUAUCAAAGCGGAACCAGACGUCUGCGCCCCGCCACCGCGGCCGCCCCCGCCCGGAGACUCGCUGUCCACCUAGGUUGCCGCUCGGCAGAGAUGUCAAUUGUUUGCGUCUUGCCUGGGAUCGGGGAGCCCCUUGCACGGCCGCCUUGCAAGGAUAUAUUCAAUGAGUGCUAGAUAAGGACACUCUGGGGGAAGAGAAGGAGGGGGCAUCAUCCCUGCCUGCCCAUGGUCUGGAUCGGAUUGUGUGAAGUGCCGAAGUCUCGGAGGACUUGGACCCGCCCAGCGU